This is a messenger RNA of Helianthus annuus (common sunflower), 1659 nucleotides long. Its product is annotated as UDP-glycosyltransferase 76H1. The coding region runs from base 154 to 1524 and encodes 456 amino acids. The record is from RefSeq and is a predicted model, not a curated record. NCBI's taxonomy places the organism in Eukaryota, Viridiplantae, Streptophyta, Magnoliopsida, Asterales, Asteraceae. The transcript is spliced from 2 exons. Gene Ontology annotation, molecular function: UDP-glycosyltransferase activity.
UAAAAGGUAGAUCCACAUGUAUUGGUUUAUUACAAAUCUUGGUCAAAUGUAGGAAUAACCGCCAUCAUUGAAUUGAAUCAGGGCUCCAUUUUUCUUUAUAAACUAUACAGCCAGCAUUGGUUAUUUUUCAUAUAACAAAAUACAAUCUUGCACAUGGGACAGAGGGAGAUGGCGGAGGAGCACGGCGGAAGACGAUGGCGGUUGGUGUUGACAGCAAGUCCACUCCAAGGCCACAUGACCCCCAUGCUCCACCUUGCCACCUUCCUUCAUUCCAAAGGCUUCUCUAUAACCAUUGCUCACUCCGAGUUAAACCGACCGGACCCUUCAAACCAUCCUGGUCUCACCUUCCUCCCUCUACAUGACAACAUAUCUGCCACCUUGGAUUUCGCCAACGCGAUCCAGUUCUUGCAAACUCUCAAUGAUAACUGCAGGCCCCAUUUCCAGGAACACCUUGUUCAGAUUAUAAAUGCACAAAAAGACUCAUCUGAUAAGGAAACAAUCGUUAUUAUCUAUGAUAAUCUCAUGUAUUUUGCUGGAACUGUCGCUGGCGAUCUGGGUCUACCGUCUAUCGUCUUGCGCACCAGUGGUUCGUCUAUCUUUCCUGCAAUCAAGAUCAUCCCUCAGCUUCAUCAAGAAGGUCGAUUUCCUGUACAAGAUUGUAUGUUGCAGGAAAUAGUUACAGAACUGGAUCCCUUGAGAUAUAAAGAUCUACCUUUUUAUGGUCUCCCAAUAAAACAAACACUUGAAACGAUCAACAUGAUCAUGCCCAAGACACCUCCAUCUGCCUAUCUAUGGAACACCCUUGAAUUUCUUGAACCAUCCGCACUGACCCAGAUCCGUGAUCACUACCAAGUUCCAGUCUUUACGGUCGGACCAUUACACAAAAUAAUCCCAACACCUUCUAGUACUAGCUUUCUCGAAGAGGAUACAAGUUGCAUCUCAUGGCUAGAUAAACAAGCACCCAAAUCAGUGUUGUAUGUGAGCUUAGGAAGCAUAGCUAAUAUGGAUGAAAAGGUAUCAACUGAAAUGGCAUGGGGUCUAGCCAAUAGUAACCAGCCAUUCCUGUGGGUGGUUCGACCCGGUUCGGUUAAAGGGUUUGAAUGGAUUGAGUUUUUGCCGGAGGGUUUGGUGAGUGAGAUGAAGGCGAGAGGUUUGAUCGUGAAAUGGGCACCGCAGAAGGAAGUCUUGGCACAUUCUGCGGUUGGGGGAUUUUGGAGCCAUUGUGGUUGGAAUUCGACGUUGGAAAGCAUGUUUGAAGGGGUUCCGAUGCUAUGCCAGCCGUUUGAUUUAGACCAAAAGGUUACCACCAGGUACUUGAGUUAUGUGUGGAAAAUGGGUGUUGAGAUUGUUGUGGAGAGAGGGGAGAUUGAAGGUGCAAUCAGAAGAGUUUUGGUGGGUAAAGAAGGGGAAGAAAUGAAGCAGAGAGCUAUGGAGAUUCAAGAAAAGGUUAAAGAUGCAAUCAGCCAUGGUGGUUCUUCACAGAACUCUUUAAAGAAGUUGGUGGAAUUCAUUUUAUCGUUAUAAGCGUGCGGUCUGUUUCAUUAAUAAGUUUCUAGAUACACUGUAUUCUUUAUAACAAGUUUCUUGAUACACUGUUUCAUGUGGAUAUGCUGAAAACAAACAUCAAAAAGUAAUGAAAUUGAGUAUGGUUUUGUUUUA